This is a messenger RNA of Lucilia sericata (common green bottle fly), 1082 nucleotides long. RefSeq lists its product as uncharacterized. Gene Ontology annotation, molecular function: phosphatidylinositol bisphosphate binding. Lineage: Eukaryota; Metazoa; Arthropoda; Insecta; Diptera; Calliphoridae. Gene Ontology annotation, cellular component: membrane. The record is from RefSeq and is a predicted model, not a curated record. The transcript is spliced from 3 exons. Bases 43 to 966 code for a protein of 307 amino acids.
GAUUUAGAUGUUUAACUAUAAACACAAACAUUUCUUUUAAAAAUGUCACAAUUAAGACCCUUGAACAAGGAUCUAGAGGAAAUUGCCUAUAGGGAUUUAAAUGAAAUUAAAACCCGCAUACCCCAAGAUUUGCAGUCAUUACGUGCUUGGCUGGAAAAACAACCCCAUUUGAAGUCUAGAACUGAUGAUCAGUUUUUAAUAGCAUUUUUACGUUUCUGUAAAUAUAGUUUAGAAAGUGCUAAACAACGUAUAGAUUAUUUUUAUACCUAUAAAACAACGGCAAAAGAUUUACUUAAAUCAAGAAGUAUAGAUGAGAAAAUUUUGGAUAUAGCACAAUCGGACAUACUUUACACCUUACCCAAGCCGGCCGGAGGACCUGGUGGCCCUCGUAUACAUGUUACGGUUAUGGCCAAUAUAAAUCCUUCCCUACACUCAGUGGCCGAUAUAUUUCGUUAUCAUGUAAUGCGCAGUGAAAUCGAAAUUAAUACCGAUGACAAUUGGAAUAUAACGGGUGUUAUUGAGAUAGUAGAUUUUUCCAAAAUACCUUUUGCCUUUUUAAAGCAAUUUGAAUUGAGUUUGUUUAAACAAAUGUCUGCCAUUUUAGAACAUGGUAUACCCACCAAUUUAAGGGGCACUCAUAUAGUGAAUGCCUCCAAAGAAGUACAAAUAAUUAUGGGUUUAAUAAGGAAUGUAAUGAAACAAAAGGAUUUGCUACAUGUUCAUCCAAAUUUGGACUCCUUACAACAAGCCAUAGGUAAAGAAUAUUUACCUGUGGAAUAUGGUGGUUCUAAUGGUACUCUCAAGGAGGCAGCUGAGAAUUACGAAAAACUUUUACUGAGUUUUAAGAGUUAUUUUGAUGAAGAUGAUCGUUAUGGUGUGGAGGAAAAGUUGCGCCAGGGUGAAAAUGUUUGCGUAUUAUUUGGUGAUAGUGCUUGUGGUUCAUUUCGUAAAUUAGAUAUAGAUUAAAGGUGUUUCGAAAUACAAAUGUUUAAUAUGUUUCUAUUUAGUAUUUUUUAUCUUUUAUUAUAGUUUUAUUGUCUGUAGAUGUUUAUAAAAAUAAAAUUUUAUUAUGUCAAUAAAAU